Molecule: messenger RNA, 909 nt
Organism: Chondrus crispus (carragheen)
Lineage: Eukaryota; Rhodophyta; Florideophyceae; Gigartinales; Gigartinaceae
Exons: 1
Coding region: 1-909 (302 amino acids)
Source: RefSeq, a predicted model, not a curated record
AUGUAUGUCGUAUCGCCCUCGACAAGUACGCCACGCAAUUUCGGGACUGGAAUGGUCGUCACGGAGGCAACAAGGAGCAUGCUACGAGUUUCAGAUUCGUGCACGCCUGUCCCAAACUUAACGACCACAUCACUGCCGACUCUUACCACAUGCCGGCUCUUACCACAGUUCUCUUUGGGUUGUUGUAAGCAAGAAUGCAGCACGUGCGGACGCCAGGAGCUCCUACAGCAUGUAGUGAAAUUGCGCGUUGCAGUUCGUCCUCAAUUGGUAUCUCAUCUCCGACGUUCAGCUGCGCUACUGGCAGCAUUUUGCAAUGGAUCGAUUGCUCUUGAAGCAACCGAAUCGCUUCCUUCCAGACAAGUGGAAACCAGUCUUUCCGCGCACAGAAGAAACGACCCGCCGAGUACAUUGCUGCGCAGCAGGGGCACCAAUCUGCGAUAUGUCGCGGCAACCAUGACCGCCGCGACGACCAUGUACGCGACGAUCAAACCGAACACGGCCUCCCUGCCCCACCCGCUCCACACGACGCCGGCGAGCAGGGCGAACACGACCCUGGCGACAGAGCCGCUAGCGGAGAAGACGCCGAGAAAGCCUCCGACGGGGAGGCCGGCGAGCACCUUUGCGAAGAGGGCGAGCACGGCCGUCUGUUCGACGGGGUACGCGACGCUCCAUAGGUGGGGCGGGGAGGGUGAACGGAGGAGGAUGGCGGGGGGGCUAUCGGGGAUGCAUUUCGCGAGCGGGGGGGGGACGGCGAGUCAGCGGGACAAGAGGUGGAUUCGCCGGGGGUGUGGAUUUUCCGGGGAUUCCCCAGAAAAUCCACACCCCCGGCGAAUGCCCCAAUCCAUAUCCGAUAUGGAUUGGGGCGGGGCUAAGGCGCGCGGCGGGGGUGCGCCGCAGCGGGCGCGAUAG